GGUGUGCCAGAACGUCCCGGAAGUGUCGGAGAGCGCGCGCACCCACCUGCCCCCUUCGCUCUCUCUCCUCUGUCUCUCUCUUCACCUGUAAACGUGUAAACAAUGCGCAAAACAAGCACACAACACCCAAGACACCGAGGAUUGCGUUUCACCGACACCGAUCUCCCGUCACCUCUCCCCGGACAAGGGCAGUGUUUCUCAAACUGUGGGGCUGACCCGGCUGUCUCUGCUUCCUGGUUCCUUCAGGGUUUUUAAACCUGAAACUGGUUUUGUCCUGGAGCAGUGACGAGUGCUCAGCGUGAGUGAGGAAGAGCCUCAUACACAGAAAGAGCCCCAGACAGGGAAGCAUGAGUCAGCAGAGCAGAUUUCUGACUGAGUAAGCCUUGACUACCUCCACCAUGGACGACGCGGACAGCAACCCGUCCCAUGCGGCAUUUGAGCUCUUCACACAGGCUCAGACCUUUAAAGAGGUCCAACAUCACUUCUCUGAGCUGUGCAAACAUCUGGAGAUAAACCCUAAAGACUACAGGAACUUCUACAGGACACUGAAAGACAAACUCAACUCAUGGAAGGCCAAGGCCAUGUGGAGCAAGUUUGACAAGAGAGCCUCACAUCCAGACUACCAGCAGGGCAAAGUCUGUGCCAAGAAUAAGUGCCUAGUGUUGGGGGCUGGACCAUGUGGUCUGAGGACAGCCAUAGAGCUGUCUCUGCUCGGAGCCCAGGUCGUGGUGAUCGAGAAGAGAGAAACUUUCUCCAGAAACAAUGUGCUCCACCUGUGGCCUUACACAAUCGUAGACCUGCGUAACCUAUGUGCCAAGAAAUUCUAUGGGAAGUUCUGCAGCGGAGCUCUGGACCACAUCAGCAUCCGGCAGCUGCAACUGAUCCUGCUGAAGGUGGCUCUGCUCCUGGGGGUGGAGGUGCACUCUGGGGUGGAGUUCCAGGGUUUGGUGGAGCCCUCUGGAGAAAAUGGCUGGAUGGUCCAGAUAAAUCCUGCGUCUCACCCCGUCUCCUCGUAUCAGUUUGACGUGUUCAUCUCUGCAGCAGGAGGCAGCUAUCGCCCUGAAGGGUUUAAAGGAAAGGAGCUGAGAGGGAAACUGGCCAUUGGAAUCACAGCUAACUUUGUGAACAGGCACACGGCAGCUGAGGCCCAGGUGGCAGAGAUCAGCGGAGUCGCACGCAUCUACAACCAGAAGUUCUUCCAAGACCUGCUCACACAAACUGGUAUUGAUUUGGAGAACAUUGUGUACUACAAAGACGACACGCACUAUUUUGUGAUGACAGCCAAGAAGAAGAGUCUGCUGAAGAAGGGCGUCAUUAAACAGGACUGUGCAGAUGCAGAAGACCUCCUGGCCCGGUCAAACGUGGACUAUGAGGCCCUGUGCCAGUACGCUCACGAUGCCGCAGACUUCUCCACCGGAGGAAAACUGCCCAAUCUGGAAUUCGCUCAGAAUUACAAAGGGAAGAAGGACGUGGCCAUGUUUGACUUCACCUGUAUGCACCGAGCAGAGAAUGCAUCGAUGGUGAAGGAGAGGAGGGGCAAGAAAUUGCUCAUUGCUCUGGUCGGGGACUGUCUUAUGGAACCUUUCUGGCCUCUGGGGACGGGAAUCGCUCGUGGGUUCCUCGCAGCAUUUGACGUGGCCUGGAUGGUGAGGAGCUGGGGCCAGGGCACUCCUCACCUCAAGGUCCUGGCUGAGAGGGAAAGUGUGUAUCAGCUCCUGUCUCAGACCACUCCAGAAAACACCAGUAAAAACUACGCCAACUACAGCAUCAACCCGAAAACACGGUACCAGAGUGUCAACCUGUCCUCCAUCCAGGCUCACCAGGUUCAGCAUCUCUAUGACACAGACAAAGGCGGCUCUCUGAACAAUAAAGUGAAAAACAAACUCAAUCCUAUGAGACAAGAUUCUACGAGUGGUUUUGAGGAGCUGCUGAGGUGGUGUCAGAAGCACACUGCCGGCUAUAAAAACGUUCAUGUCACAGACCUCACUGAGUCCUGGAGGUCUGGUCUGGCUCUGUGCGCACUCAUCCAUCAUUUUAGACCCAAGCUCAUAGACAUGUCCAGCCUGAGUGAGUCAGACCCUGUGUUGAACCACCAUCUGGCCUUCAGCCUGUUGGAGAAGGAGCUGGGUGUCCCUCGGGUCAUGUCUCCAGAAGACUUCACCAGUGGAGCCCAGGUCGACAGACUGUCCAUGGUCCUGUAUCUGACCCAGGUGCAGAAGGCCUUCACAGCGCCUCCUAAAGUUGCGGAUCCUGUGGGCUUACAUCCCUCUCCUAAGCUCCUCACUCUGUCCCAGACGCAGUCAGCGGUUUUCUUCCUGAACAAACUGAAACACAACUCACUACAACGAAGAAAGGAAAAGUUGGCGUCUCAGAAAAAUUCCACUCUGAGAGAUAAAACAAUGGGGGAUGAGGUCAAAGUGGUGAGUGGACCUCCAGAGCCCCUGCCUGACCCUGAGCCUUCCCCAGCCUCACCCCCUCUCCUGGCUUCUGUCCCCGAGUCUGUCCCUGCCUCUGUCCCUGCCUCUGUCCCUGCCUCUGUCCCUGCCUCUGUCCCUGCCUCUCCUCCUGGAUCUCCCAUUGAUCCUGGCUCCCCUGUGGACUCUGGCUCUCUAGCGCCCUCUGGAGAGUGUUACUUCUGUGGACAGAGGGUGUAUGUUCUGGAGAGGAUCAGUGCAGAAGGGCUGUUCUUUCAUCGCAGCUGCUUUAAGUGUCAUCCAUGUGGGAUCACUCUGAGGCUGGGAGGGUACACCUACGACCAGGCCACAGGGAGGUUUUUCUGUGAGCUGCACUCUGAAGACCUGGUGACCCCUGCUCUAACCUCAUGUCAGGUUCUGGACGAUCACAAAGACCCAAAAGAGGAAAACCAUCUCUCCAGCGACUACACUCCCUCUCCUUCAGACGAGGAGUACGAGCACACACUGGACUCUGGCCCCUCGCGCCGAUCUCUCAAAGCUCCAGAAAUCCUCAAAACUGCAGAUUCAAACGAACCACAAUCAACACUUAGAAACCUCUCCCUCAAAAUCAACACAACCGGACCUGCUGAAGAGGAGACUACUUACCCCGUCCCAAAACCACGCUUAUCUAAACAGAGCCCCCAAAAGCCAAUAGCAAAACCUAGGACAGUUCACCUUGGUAGUAGUAAUAGUAACCCAUCUUCACCUACAAAAGAUGCUAAACAAUCUAUGAAAAAACUCCAGUUGUCCGAUGAGGAGAAGAGCCAGCUGGUUAACUUACAAAACUUUUUUAGUGCCGAUUCAGAUUCAGAAACUCCAUGCGGAUCAUCAUCUUGUUCGUCGUCAUCGGCAACGGUAACGAAAUCGCAAGGCACGGACGGACAAGAGGAGGAGGGGUACUGGAGCGGGAGUACGGCCAGUAACUUUAGAGAGAAGAGAAACAGACGUUGCUUUAAAAGGAAAGAGAUCCCAGGAGGACAGGCCAAAUCCAGAUCCAAGUUUUCGCCGUGGAAUUUGUCAUCUCCAAGGAUCAGUCGAGACGGGAAGCUCAGUGUCCUCAGUCAUCCAGGCACUGUGGAAACCACAUUCAGACACGCCCACUGCGCCUCCGAGAAUGACGCUGAUGACGAUGAUGAAGACGAAGACGAGAUGUUUCAGCGUGACGACCUCGACCUCUUCAAUGAGAAGUUCCAGUGCUUGCCCUCAGACCCUGUGGAGGCGCAGAAGUUGGAGCUGAUGAAGAUGAGGACUCUGGAGCGAAGAGCCAAAAUGAGCGAACUGCAGCGAUUCAGGAAGGCCCAGUCAAUCCAGAGGAGGCUGGAGGAGAUCGAGGUCACGUUUAAAGAUCUGGAAGAAAAAGGUGUUCAGCUCGAGAGGAAUCUGCGUCAGGAAGAUGACAGUUCUUCGGACAUGAUUGAGCACUGGAUCCAGCUGGUGCAUGAGAAGAACGCGCUGGUGUCAGAGGAGUCUGAACUCAUGGUGGCCUCUCGUCAGCUGGAGCUGGAGGACAAACAGAGCAUGUUAGAGCUGGAGCUGCGUAAAUACAUGGAGAUCACAGACAAAACUCCGGAGCAGGCAGAGGAGGAGGAGCGUAUUCUGCAGCAGAUGUUGGAGGUGGUGGACAUGAGGGACUCUCUGGUGUCUUUCCUGGAGGAGAAGAGACUGAAGGAGCUUAGUGAAGAACAAGAGGCCUUCACCAUCAAGGAGGCCAAACGUCACUCCAAAAUCAGUGCUCAAGUCAAUUGGGAAUAACACAAACAGAACUAUUCACAUGUUUCCAUUAAAGUUCUUUGGACACUUGCUAUUUAUGUAUCCCAAUGGAUUCCAAACUUCUAAUACUAAAUAUACUAUAAAAUAUCUGUAUUUCCGAGUACCACCAGGACUAGACCAAGACUAGCACAACCUAAAAUUGGCUAAAAUCUCUCAAGCUCCAAACAUGUUUACGGGACUGUUAUUGUGCAAUUAUAAUAAGAUCAGACUGAAAACACCACUGGGAACAGCUCAUUUAGAUGAUUCUAAUAACAGAACAGAACAAAUCAUCUGGGACUAAGAACUACACACAUCUCAACAGGCUUCUGAGCUGUAUUUGAAAGCUCCUGUUCAUGCCAAAGAUGAAACUGAAUGUGAAUACUACACAUGGGAUCACAGACAAGACAAGACAAUUAUAAUGUUUAAAUUCACCCUCUAGAUGGUGACAAAAACUUGCUUGAGAAGAUUACACUGGACAAUUACUUUUUUGUAUUGUGGUUUGUAUAAGUGGCUACAGCAGAACUAAAUCUCCAGCUUUAUACAAAAAAAAACAUAGACUACUUUGGGGUUUCAGUCAUCUCCUUGCCAAAAAAACAACUUUGAAUUCAGCCUCUAGGGGGUGACACAAACCUGGAGAACAUUACACACUGGAUAAGAGCCGUUUUCCAUUUUGGAAAUAGCUUCAGCAGGACCAACAUAUCUUCAGCUUUGCAAUGGAAUACAAGGGACUACAUUGGGAUUGGAGUUUGAAUCCAUCCUCCAGAGGGCGCUACAAAGCUGGAGAAAAUUGCACAUUGGGACAUUUUCUUUUGUGGAUGUGUCUCCAGCUUUACAAUCGAAAAUUGCUGUAGUCAACUUUCUAUUUGACUAUUAUGGGAUUGCAGUGUUCUGUCCAGACUUGAAAAUAUAAACAGGUAAUUUAAUUUAUCCUCCAGGGGUGACAAAAACUUGAAAAAUUUGACACUGGACAAUAGCCAUUUUCUAUAUUGGACACAACAGCAGAACCAACAAGUCUGCAGCUUUAUAAUGAAGAACUGUGACUGCUUUGAUAUUACAGUCUUCAGUCAGGAUUUAAACAUGAAAACUAGUUUGAAUCCAUCCUCUACGAGGCGCUAACAACCUGAAGAACAUUAUACUUUGGAAAAUAGCCUUUUUCUAUUGUGGUAGCUACAACAGAGCCACUAUGUUUCCAGUUUUACAAUGGAAAACAUGGGACUACUAUGGGAUUUUCUUGUCUUCUUGUGGAAAAAAAAGUUUGAAUCCAGCCUCUAGGGGGCUACAAACUUGAAGAAAUCUACACACAAUGGGGAAUAGCCUUUUUCUAUUGUAUUGUAUUGUAUUGUACAGCAGAGCCAAUAUAUCUGCAGCUUUAUAAUAGAAAAUAUGGACUAUUAUGGGAUUGCGAUCUCCAGUCCAAACUUGAAAACAAAAAUAAAUUGACUGUAGGGGGCGCAACAACCUGAGAAAAGCUUGAUAAAUGCAGAUUUGCCUUUUGCCUGUUGAAAAGAUGGAAUGUUUUUAAGAUAUAAACUUGGAAAAUAGAUGGAUUGCUUCACUGUGGUCAGUAACUUAAGUCAAAACAUUUCAUUUGAGCCUGAUGUGGGUUCAGUUUGCUAUUGUUUACUUGUGCCAUUGCGCUAUUCAAAUGCACUGUUGCCCGCAAAUCCAGAAAAUUUAUGGUGGUCGCUCCAGAUCAAAUUUAAUCCCAGCAAAUAGGGAAAAGAGAUUAUAUUUUUGCUUGUGUAUCAUAAAAAUAUAAAGUUGUAAAGUAAUUUCCUAAAAGUAAAGUACUUAAAGUAAUAUGAAAAUUAGGACUGCACAAUAUUGUAAAUUUUUACAACUUGCUAUAUAGCUGUUAAAGUACUGUGAUUAUCAAUAUUAUUGUAGUAUUUUAAUGUAUGUAAGAAAAAUCAUUUAUAAAAUUCAGUCUUAUUUACAGCUUUCAUAACAAAUGUGUUGCAAUACCAAGAAUUUUGCAAUAUAUUGUGUAGCCCUAAUGAAAAUACUACAUUGUCUUUAAAGUAUUGGGAUUGUAGACAUUUGCAAAUGUGGCAUACCAUGGGUCUUAAACUUAUACCAUUAUGUAUUUUCAAAUAUUUGGACUUCUGAGUACCACCAGUAAUAGACAAAACAGUAGUGCAAACUAAAACUGCCUGAAAACUGGAUUAACUUGUAAACCAAGCCUGGAUCCAGGACCAGUGUAAGUAAUAUUGUGCAGUUAUAUAGGAAUGGAUUGAAAGCACCACUGGGAACAAAACAUUUGAAUUUUCGAUGUUCGCAAUAGCAUUUUAUCCUAGUUCUCAUUCAUGUUUACUUGUUGGGAUGGUUCAUCAAUGACACCAUAGACUCCUAAUGUGGGAAUUACUGUUUAGAUUUCAUAUGUUUAAAAGUUAUAUUGAGACAUUUGUUCUAGAAAUUGAAGAGGGAAUUAUUUAAACAGAUGUGUUAUUAUAAAAGAUAUUAUUAAAGAUCCUAUAUUAUGCAUUA
Boleophthalmus pectinirostris (great blue-spotted mudskipper) is the source of this 6689-nucleotide messenger RNA. It is a transcript of the gene mical1, whose product is annotated as microtubule associated monooxygenase, calponin and LIM domain containing 1. The transcript has 26 exons. The record is from RefSeq and is a predicted model, not a curated record. Gene Ontology annotation, molecular function: FAD binding; protein binding. NCBI's taxonomy places the organism in Eukaryota, Metazoa, Chordata, Actinopteri, Gobiiformes, Gobiidae. The coding region runs from base 399 to 4205 and encodes 1268 amino acids.